This is a messenger RNA of Ipomoea nil (Japanese morning glory), 1929 nucleotides long. Its product is annotated as inositol transporter 4-like. Gene Ontology annotation, molecular function: myo-inositol:proton symporter activity. Bases 51 to 1790 code for a protein of 579 amino acids. Lineage: Eukaryota; Viridiplantae; Streptophyta; Magnoliopsida; Solanales; Convolvulaceae. Gene Ontology annotation, cellular component: membrane. The transcript has 7 exons. Gene Ontology annotation, biological process: transmembrane transport. The record is from RefSeq and is a predicted model, not a curated record.
CCCAAAUAAAGAACAUUCAUUUUAAAGUUGUGUUUCUCAACUCAGAUUCAAUGGAGGGAGGUCCUCAUAAAGCAAAUAAAACAGAAUUCACAGAAUGUUGGAGGAUGAUAUGGAGAACGCCAUACAUUAUGCUGCUUGCCAUGUCUGCCGGCAUUGGGGGAUUUCUGUUUGGUUACGAUACUGGUGUUAUUUCUGGUGCGUUGCUGUAUAUUCGGGAUGACUUUGAAGCUGUUGAGAAGUACACAUGGCUUCAGGAAAUGAUUGUGAGCAUGACAGUGGCAGGUGCGGUUGUGGGUGCUGGAUUUGGUGGAUGGCUGAACGACAAGUUGGGUCGGAGAAAAUCGAUUAUAAUAGCUGAUGUGUUGUUCUUUUUUGGCGCUGUGGUGAUGGCUGCUGCCCCGGCUCCGUGGGUCAUAGUAAUCGGAAGAUUUCUGGUGGGUUUGGGGGUCGGAAUGGCGUCCAUGACUGCACCGCUUUAUAUCUCAGAGGCUUCACCCGCUAAGAUUCGAGGAGCUCUAGUCAGUGCUAAUGGUCUGCUACUCACUGGGGGACAGUUUCUGUCUUAUCUUAUCAACUUAGGAUUCACCAGGGUACCCGGCACUUGGCGUUGGAUGCUUGGAAUAGCGGGAGUUCCCGCUGUAGUUCAACUCGUACUCAUGUUCUUUCUCCCCGAGUCUCCUAGGUGGUUGUAUCGCCAGAACAAGGUAGAUGAAGCCAGGACGAUUUUGGAGAAGAUCUAUUCUGCGGAUGAAGUUGAGCAAGAGCUGAGCGCUUUAAAGGAGUCGGUUGAGCACGAGAAGGCGGAAUCCAAAGCUAUAGGAGACAGCACGGUGGCUAAACUAAAGAACGCUUGGGGAAACAUUGUGGUUCGCAGGGGUCUGUAUGCUGGCGUAACCUGUCAAGUUGCUCAGCAAUUCGUCGGGAUCAACACCGUCAUGUAUUACAGCCCGACCAUUGUGCAACUAGCCGGUUUUGCCUCCAACAGGACCGCCAUCGCCCUCUCUAUCAUCACGUCUGGGCUCAACGCUGUUGGAACCGUGAUUAGUAUGCUACUCGUGGACAGGUACGGGAGGAGGAAAUUGAUCCUCUACUCGAUGAUUGGUACCACAACGUGCCUCGUCGUAUUAUCUGUCCUGUUUCAACAAGCCAGCGUCCAUUCCCCGCCAGUCAGUGUCUUCGAAUCUAAUCACUUCGGAGUAAACACCACAUGCUCGAGUUUCUUGAAAGCACCAAACCCGGCAUCCUGGAGUUGUAUGUCGUGUCUACAGAAAUCCGACUGCUCCUUUUGCAGUAACUCAGCCAGCCAAUAUCAACCCGGGGCAUGUUUAUCUAAGACGGAUGCCAUCGAAGGGAUGUGCAAGUCAGAAAGACGAGAAUGGUACACACAAGGUUGCCCAAGCAAGUUUGGUAUAUUUGCAGUGUUACUCCUGGGACUGUACAUCAUAUCCUAUGCACCAGGGAUAGGAACCGUUCCUUGGAUUGUCAACUCCGAGAUUUACCCUCUGAGAUACCGAGGCAUUGGCGGAGGAAUCGCCGCCGUCUCUAACUGGAUGUCCAACCUCGUAGUAAGCCAGACAUUCUUAACACUCACCGAGGCUAUCGGGCCGUGGGGCACAUUCCUGUUGUUUGCGGGAUUUGCGCUCAUCGGUCUCAUAGCCAUCUUCUUCCUCGUGCCCGAAACCAAAGGAUUGCCAUUCGAGGAGGUUGAGAAGAUGCUCGAGAAAGGGUUCAAACCCAAGAUUUUCGGUAGAAAAAAGUCAAAGGAUACAGCAGCGCCUCCUCCAUCAUAGGGUUAUGUUUUCUCCGAAAAAGAAAAUACUUAUAAUGUCAUGUUUUCUCAAAAAAAAUUAAAAAUACUUAUAAUGUCAUGUCAUGUGAGCUAUUACUUUUAGUUAUUAUUACUUAAUAAUCAUUAUCAUCACGGAUAUU